UUUUAAGCCAAUGAAUGACAGGCUUACAUCUAACUUGACAGGAAAACAUUCCGUAAACAUUGGAGUGAAUCUUUUGCAAAUUCCAAAAUGCCCAAUUUAUUAAGAGCGAAGUGCAUUGUUGUUGGGGACUCUACCAGUGGAAAGAGUUCAAUAUGCCAGGUUUUCCACAGCGACAACUCAUUCUUUCCCAAAAACUACACGAUGACCACUGGUGUUGAACUGCUGGUCAAAACAGUGAAUAUACCUGAUACAAAGGAUGCAGUGGAGCUGUUUUUAUAUGAUUCUGCAGGAAAGGAACUGUUUUCAGACUUUGUCACAAAAUUUUGGGACCACCCAUCCCUGCUAGUUGUGGUUUAUGACUGCACAAGUGAGACAUCCUUUAACAGCUGUGAGAAGUGGCUACAGCGGGUACGACAGAUUAGCCCAGAUGUCAACAUCCCGGGUGUAUUGAUAGCCAACAAGAUAGAUCUGGACCAGCGACGAGUGAUCAGUCCUAAAGUAGGCACAGACCUUGCUCACUCACAGGGGCUUAAAUACUUUGAAUGUUCAGCGAAAGAGAUGCAAGCAGUGGACGCCCCAUUUUACUACCUGGCCAAUGAAUACUACAAGUUGUACCAGGAGAGACUCGACAUAUUCCAGUCCAUGGGCAUGCAGUGAUACUAACAUUCAAUAGCGCCUUUAUACAUGGUGAACAUUCCGUCCACACACCUCCUCUUCAGAAUCUGAACUCCAAACCUUUACAUGUUAUUUAUUAAAGAUAUACAACUGCUUUGAAUAAAGAUAUGAAUAUAUCUUAUCAAAAAUGAAGUUGUUUAAUAUGUAAUACUCGUUAAAAUUAUCUUAAUGCUCCUAAAAUGCUCCUAAAGGAUUGCAGCAAUUCAUUGUAGAUACCAAGCAAUUGAAUUGAAUCAUAAGAGAUGAUGCUUGCAUUUGAUGCAUUAUGUUCAAACUUUUUCUGACUAUGUUGUGGGUUU
Molecule: messenger RNA, 974 nt
Organism: Mya arenaria
Lineage: Eukaryota; Metazoa; Mollusca; Bivalvia; Myida; Myidae
Product: intraflagellar transport protein 27 homolog
Exons: 7
Coding region: 88-657 (189 amino acids)
Cellular component (GO): Golgi apparatus
Molecular function (GO): GTPase activity; GTP binding
Source: RefSeq, a predicted model, not a curated record